UUGUUAAAGUCGCAAGGAGGGCAGAUCAACUUGUCGCAGGAGGGCUGAGAGGCUGUACCCGACGAUACGGCGAUACAAGCAUACAAAACGCCCGAAGCAAUCGGAUUUACAGAAGUCAAUCUGUGUUUCGCUGGGUGUGCUUUGAGCUAUCAACAAAAGCGGAUUGGUGUGGAACAGGACAGCCAAUGCGGAGGAUGAUGAAGCACUAGACCUUCGCCGCGAAGCUCGCAGAGAAGGACAGUUGCAAGAGGAGAGGAACAAGAAGGGUGGGAGGAGAGAUGGAGGAAGAGAGUGUUCGAAGUUGCUAUGAGGGUUGGGCCAAAUUGGGAUGCGUGAGAUUAUGCAGACGCAGCCAAAUCUCGUGGUUCCGAUUCGUGUUUCGACCGCCUCAUAUCGUCAUUAGAAGUCAAUUAGUGGCCCUUUUCUUACCAAAAGGCUCUUGUGGUGCUGGUGCUGCCGUUGGUGGAACUGCGCUUGAGGUUCGGUGCCGCAGACCAUCGAGGGCUUUCGUUGGCUACUCGCUGCUGCAGGGAGUGGCGGGCCCCCACUUGGUGCCGUUGGACACUUCUACGAAUCGCACGUUUCUGUGCCUGUGUGCCGGUGGAAAGGCAGCUCCGCUUACGGAGCUUCGUAUCCUUUCUUUUCAUUCUGCUAGUAUUAUCGCACUCGUCAUACCGCCUGCAGAGAUGAGCGUGUGCAGAAACCGCGCACCAGUUAGGCCAGUCGGAGUUAUUACCCCUUGGGCCCUUAGCAGUCUGCCAGGCCCGGGCCGAGCUUAUGAAAAAGUUUCUCAAUAAUCAUCACCAACUCCUCUGGAGACCAAAACCCCUUCUGGCAAUCACAUCCUGAACUUUCUUUAUCGU
Messenger RNA from Aspergillus eucalypticola CBS 122712, 863 nucleotides. RefSeq lists its product as uncharacterized. The transcript has 4 exons. The record is from RefSeq and is a predicted model, not a curated record. Lineage: Eukaryota; Fungi; Ascomycota; Eurotiomycetes; Eurotiales; Aspergillaceae. Bases 279 to 797 code for a protein of 172 amino acids.